Penicillium subrubescens is the source of this 1734-nucleotide messenger RNA. Its product is annotated as oxidoreductase, short-chain dehydrogenase/reductase family. Bases 1 to 1734 code for a protein of 577 amino acids. Lineage: Eukaryota; Fungi; Ascomycota; Eurotiomycetes; Eurotiales; Aspergillaceae. The record is from RefSeq and is a predicted model, not a curated record. The transcript has 3 exons.
AUGUAUGAAAAUCCGAACUACCGCGACCCAUUCGCGGCGUGGCACAACAGCGAGCUGCCGGACGGCUCACUAUGCACCAAGUGUCUGGAGCUUCAUGGCUUUCAUGCACCAUGCACGCCUCUUAAGCCCCUUCCUGCAGAUGCGGUGUCACUUCCCCCUCGGUCGAUCAAGUCUGGGAUCACGGGGGCCCUCUCUCUCCAUGACUAUCGCAAGUAUUUGUCGCAGUCCGCAGAGUGCGUGGGCGAUCCCGUCGAUCGCUCUGAGAAGACUCUCAAGCGCAAGACGGCAACCUCCAAUUUAAUUCGACCAGCACCGCUCACCAUCACCUCGCUUUCUUCUUGUGCGAUCUCGGUAUCCUCUGCGGCGUCAAGCACUCCGCCACUGUCGCCGUCGUAUUCUCAUAGCAUCAUCUCGUAUCAGAGUGAGCAGGAGCCCGAGGUUUCAGAGGCAUCAACUGUUAUCCUUCCACCAUCCCAGGGCCCACGAGUGCAUCUUGUUUCGGAAAGGUUUACACGCCCUAGACCGAACCGGAAGCGAUUGAAUACCUUCCGCGAGAAGCUUCAGAGGGACGCACAGGCUCGGGAUCAGGCUCAACGGCAAUCGCCUCCUUCCCGUCCUCAAGCAUCCACUCCGAUGCUGGCCACUACGCAGGCCGUUGCCACCAUCUCGCACGGUGGUGCCUCCUUUGAGAUCUUGAACCCGAGAAAAUCCCUUGAUGUGGCUCGGAUUGUCUCCUUUAUUGAGGAUGUCGAUGACUGCUCGAUCUUGUCUUUCGACCCCCGCCAUGACUCGAUAGUCUCGUCCAACCCGUAUUCGGUGGAUGAGAGCUUUGAUAGAGAUUCCCUGUCGCAGUUCACCGACGCUUCUUUACCCUCACAUUACUCUUCCCCUUCUUUAUGUACUACUUCUCCAUCCAUGGGAUGCUCCACACCUAAACGGCAAACCGCCGAUAUCCCCUCGUCGUCACCUGGAGUGCACGACCGAGUCCGCUCACUGUCCGAUUACUCACUCCGCAAACACAACUACUGGACACCCGCCCGCCAGCAAGAUAUCACCAGCUCCCCAACAGAAAUGCACAAGAUGCAACAAGACCGAAUCACCGACCUCCCCUCCCAACGCACGGUGUCGACCACCUCACGCUCACCACAAGACCCCGACUCUGAACCCGACCUCCUCCCAUCAGACCCGCAAUCCCCCACCUCCGCACCAACCUUCCUCUCCGAAGAAAGCGACAUCGGCGAGCCAGGCUCACCCGUCUACGCAAACGGCGAAUGGGCCCAAGUCGACGAGCGCGACCGAGGAAUCUUCCUCAAUAUCCAACCCAUCCAACCCCAUUCCACAAUGGCCAUACUAGCCGGAUACUCAGAGCCUCCUUCACCGUAUGACACCUACUACGCAAAUACCAUGUCAACACCGUUACCUUCAACGCCAUCUUACACCCAGCACUACGAUCCUUAUGACCCUGUUUACUUUGAUCCACAUGUUCAAUCUGUCCUGGCGGCCGCGAAUGCGGAUACGAUGGGUUUGCGUGGGAACUCGGGGCGUGCCCUGGAUGAUCUGCAGCGCAGAUUUAGCAGUUCUGUUUCCCUUGGUCUUGGUGGAGCGGGGUCUGGAUCGGGGUCCGGGGCUGGUGAUGGGUUUGGGCUUGUGCAUAAGGUGGAUAGAGAGAGGAAGGGGUCUUUCUCGCAGAGGAAGAAGUUGAGGAAGUUUUUUAGUUGGAGGUCUGGGCAUUGA